Molecule: messenger RNA, 2192 nt
Organism: Paralichthys olivaceus (Japanese flounder)
Lineage: Eukaryota; Metazoa; Chordata; Actinopteri; Pleuronectiformes; Paralichthyidae
Gene: cnga1b
Product: cyclic nucleotide gated channel subunit alpha 1b
Biological process (GO): monoatomic cation transmembrane transport
Cellular component (GO): plasma membrane; intracellular cyclic nucleotide activated cation channel complex
Molecular function (GO): intracellularly cAMP-activated cation channel activity; intracellularly cGMP-activated cation channel activity; protein-containing complex binding
Source: RefSeq, a predicted model, not a curated record
GAUCCUCCACACCUUCACUCCAUCCAUCCCUCGCUUUUCUCUUCUUUUCUCUCCAGAAUUCUAACUUUAAAAGGAUUUAAACCGCCUGUGUGUGUUUGUGUGUGUAGAGGGGUUACUCCUCUGUUUCCACAGUGAUGAGUUUGACAGGGAGUUGGUGGAUCUAGGCCACGUAACCGAGGGCAACGGAUUAUCAGUUGACAGGUAGAGGAAACAAGCCGCCAUGGCUAAAGUAGCUCCAUCAGUCCCGUCCCCCACUUCUAGGUUAACUCCGCCUAUCAUCCUUCUACAAGACAUGGAGGAGGAGCCUGGUGGCGUCAGGGAGGGCGACAGAGCUGCUCAAAGAGCCGGACCAGGAGUUUUAUUCAACGUCAACAACAGCAACAACAAUGAAGAGGAAGAGGAAAAGAAGAAAAGGAAGAAAGAAAAGAAAGAGAGGAAAGAGAAGAAGGAGAAGGAGAGGAAGGAGAAGAAAGAGAGGAAGGAGAAGAAAAAGAAAGAGAAAGAGGAGAAGGAAAAAGAGAAAGAGAAAGAAAAAGAGAAGGAAAAAGAGAAGAAGGCCCAAGAGGAGGCUCCCAAAGAGAUCUCGGUGAUUGACCCAGCGAGUAACACCUACUACCACUGGCUGUUUGUCAUCACCAUCCCUGUCAUGUACAACUGGACCCUGAUCAUAGCCAGGGCGUGUUUUGAGGAGCUGCAGACGGACUACGUGUACUACUGGUUUCUGCUGGACUUCCUCGCUGACCUCACCUACAUCGCCGACAUGGUCUUCAGAACUAGAACCGGUUACCUGGAGCAGGGUCUUCUGGUGAAGGACCAGCAGAAGCUUCGUGAUCGGUACAAGAACAGUUUCCAGUUCAGACUGGACCUGAUCUCCAUGAUUCCCACCGACAUUCUGUACACCGUCUUCGGCCUCACCUACCCAGAGAUCCGCCUUAAUAAACUCUUUAGGUUCAACAGGAUGCUGGAGUUCUUCCAGAGGACAGAGACCAGGACUAACUACCCCAACGCUCUCCGAAUCUCCAACCUUGUCAUGUACAUCGUCAUCAUCAUCCACUGGAACGCCUGCCUUUACUACUCCUUCUCCAAGGCCAUUGGUUUUGGUUCUGACAGGUUUGUUUAUCCCGACCCAAGUGAUCCAGAGUUUGGUCGUCUGGUGAGGAAAUACGCCUACAGUAUGUACUGGUCAACACUAACGCUCACCACCAUUGGAGAAACGCCACCCCCAGUGGAGAACUCUGAGUACUUCUUUGUUGUCACUGACUUCCUGGUGGGUGUGUUGAUUUUUGCCACCAUUGUCGGUAACGUUGGCUCAAUGAUCACCAACAUGAACGCUGCCAGAGCCGAUUUUCAGGCUCGCAUCGAUGCGAUAAAACAGUACAUGAGCUUCCGAAAGGUAACAAAGGACCUGGAGAAGCGAGUGAUCAAGUGGUUUGACUUCCUGUGGACCAAUAAGAAGGCAGUGGAUGAAAGGGAGGUGCUGAAGUACCUGCCUGACAAACUGAGAGCAGAGAUCGCCAUCAACGUCCACCUGGACACUCUGAAGAAGGUUCGUAUCUUUGCGGACUGCGAGGCUGGCCUGUUGGUGGAGCUGGUGCUGAAGCUGCAGCCUCAGGUCUACAGUCCAGGAGAUUACAUCUGUAAGAAGGGUGACAUUGGCCGAGAGAUGUAUAUCAUCAAGGAGGGAAAACUUGCUGUUGUUGCCGAUGACGGAAUCAAGCAGUUUGUCGUUCUGAGUGAUGGAAGCUACUUUGGCGAGAUCAGCAUCUUGGCUAUCAAAGGAAGUAAAGCAGGAAACAGGAGGACAGCAAACAUCAGGAGCAUCGGUUACUCCGACCUCUUCUGUCUCUCCAAAGAUGACCUGAUGGAGGCACUGAAGGAGUAUCCUGAUGCUAAGGCUCUGCUGGAGGAGAAAGGAAGACAGAUUCUGAUGAAGGAUGGACUGUUGGACUUGGAGGUGGCAGCACAGGGCCCCGACCCCAAAGAGAUCGAGGAGAAGGUGGAGAGGAUGACGAGCACGCUGGACGUCCUGCAGACACGCUACGCUCGACUGCUGGCUGAUCAUGAAGCUACUCACAGCAAGCUCAAACACAGAGUCACCCGGCUGGAGAGGAAGCUGCCACCACGAGCCGACCAACCAGGUGACGCUCCGCCCCCUCCAACACCUGAGUAGAGCGGAGAAGAGGAAGGACCGG